AUGAACGAUACUGCGACACAAACGCCCCCGUUGCUCGAAUCUGAAGCUCGCCGAAGUCCAGGGUUCAGCAGCAGGCACAACGGCAUCACUGGUUCAACGGCAGGUUCAACAACAGGUUCAACAGCAGGAUCCUCAGUGGUAGGUACGACUAGUUCGUCGACUUCCAUCGGCUCAUCAGGUUCGACAGCAGGCAUAACUGGAUCAAACGGUUCCACCUCAGGAACGACAACUGGUUGA
Messenger RNA from Cotesia congregata, 237 nucleotides. NCBI's taxonomy places the organism in Eukaryota, Metazoa, Arthropoda, Insecta, Hymenoptera, Braconidae. The record is from the annotation of a GenBank genome assembly.